UCUUGCUUCAGAGCGGCAGCUGCGAACCAAAAAGGGACUCCGAGCAUCCUUCUCUGCCUCUUUCCCGCAAGCUCAGCCAAGAUGUGGUCCCUCCUGGUUGUCGUCCUGUGCCUUGCCUGGGCAGAUGCCAAGCACGUGGGCUGCUUCACUGCAGAGGAACUGGGGAACAACCCGAUUCCGACGCAGUUUCGGAACUGGGUCUCCCUGUUGCAACACCAAGACUGUGUGCAGCUGGUCCCAUUCCUGGAGAAUGAACAGAGCAGCCGCCCCCACACACGGAGGCAUCACAGCCACAACUGCCCGAACCUGAAGCUCCAGGAUAUGCAGACCGGCGAACUGCAGAAGCGCUCCAUCUCGCCCUGGACAUACCACAUUGAUGAAGAUGAGAACCGGUUCCCCCGCCAGCUGGCCUUCGCCAGGUGCAGCUGCAAAGGUUGCAUUGAUACCAUUACAGGCCGGGAGACCACCUCUCUCAACUCGGUGGAAGUCUUCCAGAGAACCAUGGUCUUUCGCCGUAAGACCUGCCCGCAGAAUGGUGGCAGCGUGGAGCGGUUCUUCUUCGAGAAGGAUUACAUCGACGUGCCCGUGGCCUGCACCUGCGCCUUCCCACGUUACAGCAGCUGAGCAGACCUCAGGCUGGUCUCUGGGGCUUCGGUCCAUGUCCCUCAUCCCUCCAGCUUCAUCAGGAACAGUUGUGUUUGCUUUAAAGCAUUGGUGCUUUGCAGCCAGUGGCUGCCAUACCCCUCCUCUGGGGAGGGCAAGGCUGGCCUGGACCCCCCUCCCCUCCCCUCGAAAAGCUCCUUAAAAAGCAUUUUACUCACUUAAGGAGAUACCAACAGAAGAAAAGGAAUUAUUGCUUAUUUAUUUGUAUUUAUGUUAACGUAUUUUUGAGAUGUUCGAGUGCUUCAAGCUAUUAUAUUUAUUACUCCUGAUGAAAGUCGGGCCAAUUUGCAGAAGCAGCCUUCCCUACACCUUUGUGUCCCUUUUGGGGGACCAGUUUUCUUACCUGUCCCAGGGCCACCCCGGCACCCCAACAUCCUGAGCCUGCAUAAGGCAGUGCUAGCCCUGAUCUGCCUUCCGGUGUGUGUGUGGGGGAGUCUUCCGGGGCUCCUUCACAGAAGGGAGAUGUUGGACGUGUCUCACAGGGUGGACAUGAGGCUCUGCCUUCAUUUUAUCCCUAAGGUGGGCUGAGCUGGGACGUGGCUGGCCCCCAACCCUCCCCCCAACCCCCAGGAGCUGCUAUGGCUGGACUGCAGCAGGUCCCUUCCUGAUCUUCCCAGGUGGCUCUCUUGGCUGAGCUUCACAGGUGCUCCCUGAGAUAAAUCUGGUUGGGGGUGGAGUGGGAGGAGUUGCCCACAAUCUGGGUUUGCCCCCCACCCAUUUAUUUCCUUGUUCUAAUGACCUUUGCUCUCCUCUUCUAUUGUAAAGUGAUUUAAAUUAUUGGAUUAUUUAUAUGUAUUUAUUGUAAUGUGAUACAAUAUUUAUUGUUCCUUGGGGUUGGACUCCCUGCAUUAAUAAAGAUUUUAUUUCUGUA
Messenger RNA from Pantherophis guttatus, 1534 nucleotides. It is a transcript of the gene IL17C, whose product is annotated as interleukin 17C. Gene Ontology annotation, cellular component: extracellular region. The record is from RefSeq and is a predicted model, not a curated record. NCBI's taxonomy places the organism in Eukaryota, Metazoa, Chordata, Lepidosauria, Squamata, Colubridae. Gene Ontology annotation, biological process: inflammatory response. Gene Ontology annotation, molecular function: cytokine activity.